This is a messenger RNA of Anguilla anguilla (European eel), 1787 nucleotides long. RefSeq names its product excision repair cross-complementation group 1 (gene ercc1). Gene Ontology annotation, cellular component: ERCC4-ERCC1 complex; nucleotide-excision repair factor 1 complex; nucleus. Gene Ontology annotation, biological process: nucleotide-excision repair; meiotic mismatch repair; UV-damage excision repair. The transcript has 9 exons. The record is from RefSeq and is a predicted model, not a curated record. The coding region runs from base 125 to 1219 and encodes 364 amino acids. Lineage: Eukaryota; Metazoa; Chordata; Actinopteri; Anguilliformes; Anguillidae. Gene Ontology annotation, molecular function: damaged DNA binding; single-stranded DNA binding.
GUCGAAGAAGAAAAAGGUAAGGGGAGUGUUUUUUACAUGGCGGCAUAUUUUCUGAAGCCAAAACAAAUCGGUUUGGUUUCACGGUUUGACUGGUCAUACUGAAUUAUUUGCCCAUAACGUUAGUAUGGAGAAGAAAAAGAAGUUUAAUAUCAAUUUGGACAAUUCAGUUUUCACAAAAGAAAGAACUCCGGUGAAGCCCUUGUUUAAACCCUCUUCUGAAAACAGCGUAGGAAACCCAUCGGCGUGCGUGUCCAAUGAGCCCACAGCGCCGUUCGCUGGCCAACCGCUGUCCUAUGCAGAGUUUAUUGUCCAGAGCAAGCGGCAGGUGCCGCCGCAAGCCACCGGUCUCCCUGAGAGAGGAGGCGCACCGGGGGCAGGAGUGGGGGGACAGGUUGCCAGAGAGGAACACGGGGAGCCAGACUCCAGAGGGGGGAGCUCAGGAGACCCCUUGGGGUCCACAGAGCCAGCAAAGCCCCAAGGGAAGGCUGCCGAGGCAGAGCCCCAGGCCCCUCUGGAGGAGCCCUUACAGGGACAGGAGGAGCAAGGAGGAGGUCAUAGGUCAGAGACUGCCCCCAGCAGCGUCCCCAAGAUGCUUGGCACAGGAAACAGCAUUAUCGUUAGCCCCAGACAGAGAGGAAACCCCAUCCUGAAGUUUGUGAGGAGCGUGCCGUGGGAGUUUGGAGAGGUGGUGCCAGAUUACAUCCUGGGACAGACGACCUGCGCGCUGUUCCUCAGUCUGAGGUACCACAACCUGAACCCCAAUUACAUCCAUGACCGGCUCAAACAGGUGGGCCAGACCUUCAUGCUGAGGAUCCUUCUGCUACAGGUGGAUGUGAAAGACCCCCACCACGCCCUGAAAGAGCUGGCCCGCAUCUGCAUCAUGGCCGACUGCACCCUCAUCCUGGCCUGGAGCCCCGAGGAGGCGGGGCGUUACCUGGAGACCUACAAGUCCUACGAGAAGAAGCCCGCUGACCUGCUGAAGGAACAGGUGGAGAAGGACUUCCUGUCCAAGGUGACCGACUGUCUGACCACAAUCAAGUCCGUCAACAAGACAGAUGCCAUGACCCUUCUGUCCACGUUUUCUACCAUAGAAGGGAUCAUGAACGCCUCUAAAGAGGAGCUUGAGCUGUGUCCCGGCCUGGGACCACUGAAGGCUCGAAGGUUGCACAACGUGCUCCACCAGCCCUUCCAUAAAUCCAAGAAGAAGGCCGACGCGUAGGGCCAGCAGCCAAUCAUGAUCCCCCCCGAGUGGCAUUUCUCCUCCUACUGCAGCUCUUAACCAAUGAGGAUCUGUUGCUAGCAUGUUCCUGGAGGCCUCAGACUGGACACAGCAGGUGAUCUGAUGUGCUGUGUGGUCAAUAGCUUCAGUGAAGCUGAGGGGUACAGAGUUUCAAAGAUAUUGAAAACGUCUGACUUCUAUUAGUCUUAUCUGUGGAGUUAAUUUCAUGCCAACGUAUUUGUAAAUUUUUAAUAUUGUAAACCACACGUUUUGUACUAGUACACAAGUCUGCACAUUCAACUGCCAUUUCUACCAGUUUCUACCAUUCAUAGCAAGAGUACUUUGGUCAUGAUUACCUUUAAACCUGCUUAUCAAUGUGGGAACAGUACUGUGCUGAAUUGAAGCUUUAUUAAAUGUGAAGAUAAUGUAUGCUUGCUAUACUGUACUUGUUAUACUGCUCUUAUGCAUUUGGAGGUGCAUAUCUAAGGUGUACUCAACAUAAGAACAGCAUAAUGUCACAGCCAUUUUAGCACAAGUCAAUGCAACAAUAAACUGAUUUAUUUAUAAA